Messenger RNA from Cylindrotheca closterium, 954 nucleotides. The record is from the annotation of a GenBank genome assembly. Lineage: Eukaryota; Bacillariophyta; Bacillariophyceae; Bacillariales; Bacillariaceae.
AUGGAGGACAUGCAGGAUGACACAAUGAGACUAUCACUUGAUGAAGCUGCUGAUGUCUCAUCGAACUACAUUCACAGCCGCGUAUUUGAUUCCUUUGGACUUCUGGAAACCAUCCUUUCCUAUGUGGAUGCCAAAGAACUCUUGCAAUCCACCAUGGUGAACCGCCGGUGGAAAUUGGCAGGUCGAUCCGAUUCUCUGUGGAAAUCCCACAUUCAAAAGUUGUGGGAUGACAAGGUUGGGUUUGCGCAUCUUUGUGAGGAAGACCAAGACUGUGCGAUGGAUGGAACCAACAACAACAACAACAAACAGCCACCAAAACAACAAGAUCCAACCAAAAAGCCUCUAAUUUUUUGGAGAUCUUUGUAUACUGCCGAAUGUGUGCAAAAGAUGACAAGUUCCCAAAUAAUGUCCAUCUUUGAUCACCCACUACUAAGAGAUAAAUUUCUUCAGCUGCAACAGCUUGCCAACGAUGAAAUUCAGGUAAAGAAUUUUUUCAAAAUGCACAUGUUGGACAUCAUGUCGGUAUCCUCGCAGUUUUGUUGCUUUCAUUCCGACAUUUGUUUUGGAUCCUAUGCCUCUUCAUUGCAAGAUUGCAAGAGAGACGUAAUUACUGAUUUGGAAUUAUGCAGUCCAAUGGGAUUUGACAUGUACUUCAAAAUUGCACGAGAUGAUGUCGAAGAAGCUGAUCAAAUCGAAUUUGCGCCGUACGAAGAAUCCGAAGAAAUAUUGUUGUAUGAGUAUGGGGGUGGUUUCUUUGAUGAUUCGUUUGAUUUUCGAAUGACUUUGCGACAAGAUGUGCACAGCCAUCAUCCAACAGACUUGACAUGGCAGUGGUUGGAUCAUGGGAGGAGGCUUCAAGUCGCCUCUUAUCCUCCAUUAACAGUGAGCAGAACCAAGAGGUGGGGAUGGAAAUUGGAGAAUAUACAUGCCAUUCUCCUCAUGCGCAACACCUGA